Drosophila hydei is the source of this 4762-nucleotide messenger RNA. It is a transcript of the gene Cap-G, whose product is annotated as condensin complex subunit 3. Lineage: Eukaryota; Metazoa; Arthropoda; Insecta; Diptera; Drosophilidae. Gene Ontology annotation, biological process: mitotic chromosome condensation. The record is from RefSeq and is a predicted model, not a curated record. Gene Ontology annotation, cellular component: condensed chromosome; condensin complex; cytoplasm. The transcript is spliced from 10 exons. The coding region runs from base 417 to 4724 and encodes 1435 amino acids.
AAAAAAGUGCAAAUUCUCAUUGAAAAGAAUUCGAAAUGGUUGUAUAGCCGAUAGCAAUUGUCACGCAGCACGGCUAAUGGAAAUGAGCUGCCUGACAUGGCUUUUCUCAUCACAUUUAAAGCAUAAACAACCUUUUUUGUGAUCGAUGCAGCGUUUGCAACAAGUUGGCAGCUCCGGCGAUUGAAAAAGAUGAAACAUAUUAACGGCAGCGCGAAUGGGGUGGAAAACAUAGCGCAAAAGAACGCGACGCUUGUGUUUGUUCGCUGGCAUUUAACAAGAAAAAGUAAAGUAAGCUGCGCCGUGUACAAUUUGAAUUAAUUAAUAGACAAACUAAUAAAUUAAGCAAAAAAGCAAUUAAGUUAGAUAAGAAAAGCUAAGAAAAAUCGUUAAAGUGAAGAGCUGGAAAAACAAAUACAAUGGUCAAAAAGGUCCGGGCGAAUGCGAAGCGCAACAAAAAAAAUAAAGAAAAGGAAAAUACGGAGGAGCAGGGCAGCACCGAUGCUGCCUCCACAUCGAAUACAGUUGCGACUUGCAGCAGCAGAAACAACAGCAACUGCAACAGCAGCAACAAUGCCAGCGAACAGCGCUAUGCAGGUCAAGGGCCAAUGUACACAAUCCUCUCGAAUGCGCAAAAUUCAGAAACAUUUCACAAGCGCUACAUCAAGGAAAUGAAGCAACUGUACUCCAAGCUGGAUCACGAUGCCUUCAUCUACACAUUCAUCCAGAUGUUCAAAACCAUUCUGGAGGCAGAUGACAGCAAUGAGUAUGGAAAUACCGCGCUCGCUUUCUGUGCCAAGUUCGUCACCAGCUUCGAAUCGGAGAAAACACAUCCGCUGUUAGCCGAAACCUUUUCGUGGCUACUAUCGACAAUUUCGAAUAGCCCACACAUACGAUAUCGCAUCUGUUUCUUUGUGAAUCUCAUACUAAAACAUCUCGGUCCAUAUGCUGCGCUCGAUGACUCGCAAUGCGAUCAGAUACUUUACUAUAUGCUGGACAGGCUGAAGGAUAUCUCGCCCAGUGUGCGUAAAGAGGCUGUGCUCGCAAUGCAGCGCCUGCAGGUGCCCGAUCAUCCCAACGAUCAGGUCUUAUGCGCCUAUCAGUAUCACUUGAGCGCGGAUCCCUCGUCCAGUGUGAGGCAGUGCAUCAUUUCGUGCAUGGGUCGCAAUUACUUGACCGUGCCGCACAUACUGCAACGUCUGUGGGACGUGGAUGAGAAGGUGCGUCGUCACACGUACAUCAACAUGUGCAACUAUCCUGUACGCUCCUACAAGGUAUCUCAGCGUCUGACGCUCAUUGAGCGCGGACUGAACGACAGCUCCGAGACUGUGCGCAAGAAUGUGAUUAAAUACAUGCUGAAGGCCUGGAUCGAAUCGUAUCAGCAUAAUUAUGUACAGCUGGUGGCUGCUCUAAAGCUCGACUCCACUGAGGAUGAACUCUUGCGCUUUCGACGAGUCGCUCGCCAGAUGCUUUUCGUGAUCUUUGAGCAACACAAAGACCAUAGUGAUUUGCUUGCCCAGCUGCCCCUCACCGAAGACUGUGAGCUGCACUGUUGUGUGCCACCCGAGUCGCUCACUGUCGAGCUCGUCCUCUACUGGCAGUGCCUCAGUGGCUACUUUCAAAAGAUCCAAGCAGACGAAUUUGAACUAGUGCUCCCAGAGCUAAGCAUCUUCUGUGACUAUGUUAAGAAAUUCUGUCAAUUCCAGAAGUCAGAUAUGGACAAAUUUGCUCAGAUCGAGUUUCAGAGCAUGCUCCUCUCUUUAGUGGAAAUGCUGGAGACUUACGAUCUGGGGGAUGAAAUUGGACGUGACAAUCUAAAGGAGCUAAUAUCGCAUCUGCUGAGAGAAUGCCUGCUGGAUCCCAAAAUCGUGGCCGUGCUCGUUCGCUGCAUGGAGCAGCUGGUGAGCGAUGUGACCGCCCGUAUGCAAUAUUUUCUAACUAUUAUCUAUGACAUAUGCGAGCUGCAUACGAAGCAAAACGAUUUGGUGCACGAUCGUGAGUUGACGGAUAUGUUGCUUGAGAAUGUGGAAACAUCGUUGGUCAUGAAGAUCAGGUCGCUGAAAGUGAGAAUUCUUGAUCUGGAAGAGAUGGAGGAGAACUUUGUCAGGCAAAAGGAAUAUAUGCGUGCACAGGCUGUUACCAAUGAACGGAUGAUUGUGACGGAUGAAUAUAGAGAUCUGAUACAGCCGCUGCUCGAGAAACAUGGCGAGCUGCAGUUGCCCACACGACCUAAGCUGUCGAAACAGGAGCGAGUCCUCAAGGGAUUAUACAUAUCCUUUUACAUGGUCGCCUCUGAGCAUGUGCACAGCUUGAAUCCCAGCUUAUGCAAGCUAUACAAGGACUUCAUUUGCCGCUAUUUGCCUUCGACGGAGCAGGAUAUCUUCGAGUGGUCCAUGAAGUGCGGCACCACGUUCAGCAUUCUGUACGAGGCGUACACCAAGGAAGUGUUCGACGUGCUGGUCGAUGAGUUCUACAAGAACAACAAUUUGCGCCUUUGCGAAAUAUCCGCACAGUGCGUUUGCGAACAAAUGGAUCACUACGGUAUCGACUUCUUUAUGGACAUGAGUCAAUCCGUUGCGGUCCCCAAAUCGAAUCGGCGCAUGUUGUUCACCAUGCAGGACUUCGAGGGCGAAGAGGAUAGAAAUCAAUCGCAAAGCAGCGAUCAAAAUGCGGACAUCAUUAGCAUGAUGGGCUUCUUUGUCGAGAAGGUUGUGGACAAGAACAUCCUGCUGGCUAUUGUGCGUGGCCUUUGUCGCCUAGUUCUGCGUGGCCAUCUAGACAAUCGCCCUGAAGUGCUGGAGAAGCUGCUCAAGCGCUACUUCAAUCCAAGCACGGAGCCCAUAAUUAACCAGGUGCUUAGUAUGUUCUUUGAGAAUAUUGUGGAGCAAAAGCUGCAGCACUUACUGGAGCCAUGCCUGCUGCCCAUUGUGUGGUCUGUGAUGAACUGCAGCUACGAUUCUGUGCUGAACGAUGUGCUGCCCGAUCAUGUAACCAAGUUCUUCAUCGACCUAACAACGCAAGUGUCGAGCACGCCUCAGAGCAAUAUACACAACCGCAUUGCACUCAGUUUUCUGAACUACAUACACAACUUCUACACGGAGCGCAAGGAGAUGUGUCGCCUGCUGACCAAAGAGCUGACCGCGCUCAAGCUGAAUGUGCUCAACAAUUCCCAGCUGAAGGACGAAAUGCAUGAGCUGGCCGACAAGCUUGCCGCCUGUGAACUGGAGCCGCGGAUGAUUAAAAACAUUGAAGAUUUUAAGAAGAUGCUAAACGGCAGCUUCAUGCCUCCUGCUCGCAAGCCCGAUGGCAAUGACAGCGAUGCGGAUGCCGAGGAGUGUGAGAGUAUCACAGCAACAAUUGCAUCCACAUCGGAGGGUCCUGCGCAGCUGCCUGCAGCGCAAGCUGUUGCCGAGAGCGAAAUCACUGCACCUGUAGACGCUACUACAGCAGGGACAGCAGCAGCCACGGAAUCAGCAGCAACAGAAGCGGCACCUGUCCCGCCAGCGACUUCGGAACCUGUGCUAACUACUUUUGGUGCCAAGAACCAGGUUGGCUUGAGGUUCUUGCGACGUUCGCUUUACACCUCGGAUAGCGAAAGCAUAGGCGAGUCCCAAACGCCAGCAGCGUCAGAAGCGGAGGCAUUGGAGAAGCAGCAACAGGAAGUAAAAGAAAUCAGUCGACGCUAUCUGCGUAGGGAUAAAACCAAACAGCGGCUAGAACGGGCAAUAGCGCGUGCCUCAAAAACGCCCGAAAAAGAGACCGAAUCAACUAAAGUUGUAGCACCUGAUGCGGAUGAAGAGAAUAUAUUUGUGGAUGUGGAAUCUCAAGGCGAAGACGAAAUCGUUGAAGUGGUUAGUCCUGUUCGAGACCAGUCGGGCAAUGAAUCGGAGGAAAUAAUUGUGGAUUCGCCUACAGAAACAUUGCCAGAAGUGAGCACAGCGGUAAAUGCGAGUCACCUGCGUCUGCGCUCGAUGCGCAAUCGAAACGCGAAUGGCAGCGUGCGCAAAUCGCCAACGGGCAGCAAACUUAAAGUGCUUCACCUCGAUAUACAAACGCCGUUGCGCAAUGGACGCAAACGUGUACUACGCAAGUCGGUGAGUGCAACGACAUCUUCACCGUCCUCCUGCGAUUCGCCAAAGUCCUCGGAACGCAUCUCGCAUCUGCGCAAACAGCAACGACUUGAUGCGAAACCAGUGACCAGAAGACGCAGCAGCGUGACAAUGGCUGCUCCAGCGGAAAAGGCGACAUCAGCAUCAAAGAGCACAGCCAGUCCCACGGACAGCAGCUGUUCCUCUAUCAAGGAGAACACGGCACCUGCAACAGCUGUACCUGUACCAGUAUCAGUAUCUGUACCUCCACCAGCAACAGCCCCAACAGCAGCCUCAAAGUCUAAUCACAAGUCGCCGCAGGCUAGCAGAAGACGGUCCGCAUCCCAUCUGAACAGCAGCACGCCCGUCUCCAGGAUAUUAACGCGUCAUUCGGCGCGCAAACUGCGUAUGAAUACCAUGUGCAUGACCCGCAAACGUGUGUCCCAAGAGCUGAGCAUGACCGAAGAUCAACUCAAGGUAUCCACACCGAAGCGCGUACGCCAGGACAAAGCAGCACACAAAAAACGCAACGCCACCGAACGAAGCCCAGUACACACAAACAGUUCAAAGCGCUCCACGCUGCGAACCCGAUUGAGUGGAGCAGAAGCCCCCAUAGCAAGCCGCACCCGUCACAAAUAGUCUCCAUUCCUCUGACCCCCACCCCUUCGUUUUGUGUA